GACUGCGGCGGCCGCCCCGCCCCCUGGCUCACGCCGCCGGAGCCGCGGCAGAAGCGACCCCGGCAGUCCCUUUCCUCCAGGUGCCGGGACCCCUGCGGGGCUGGGGUUUCCCUUCCUGCCUUGUUUCUCUCUGCCGCCCUCCCCAACCCGUCCCCGGGCCAUGGCCCAGCAUUUCUCCCUAGCCGACUGCGACGCGGUCGGCUUUGACCUCGACCACACUCUGUGUCACUACAACCUGCUGGAGAGCGCCCAGCUUAUCUAUGAUAGCUUUGCUCAAUAUUUGGUAUUAGAGAAGGGAUAUGAUAAAGAAUUGCUAACUGUACCUCCAGAGAGCUGGGAUUUUUGCUGCAAGGGCUUGGCAUUAGAUCUGGAAAAAGGAAACUUUAUUAAACUUGCAGUUGAUGGAACAGUUCUGAAGGCAAGCCACGGCACCAAAAUGAUGACUUCUGAAGAGCUUAUGAGAAUAUAUGGAAAGAAGAAGUGGAAAUACUUUCCAGAGUUUUUAGUGGCUUCUCGCUCAGCAAAAUAUUAUUUCUAUGACAACUAUUUUGACCUUCCUGGAGCCCUUCUUUGUGCCAGGAUUGUGGAUUGCUUAACCAGGAAAAGUAACAUGGAAACAUUUGAUUUUUGGAAGGAUAUUCUUGCAAGUAUACACCAUAAUUAUAAAACAACAGCUUUUAAAGAAAAUGCUGGAAUGUAUUUCCCAGGAAUCAAAAGUGAUCCAGGAAGAUAUUUGUUGCCUUGUCCAGGAUCAGUGAAAAAGUGGCUUCGUCAGCUAAAGAAUGCUGGAAAAGUUCUCUUUAUAAUGACCAAUUCACACAGUGACUACUGCAGACUUCUCUGUGAGUACGUUAUUGGGAAUGAUUUUACAGAUAUUUUUGAUAUUGUGAUUUCAAAUGCUUUGAAGCCUGGUUUCUUCUCCCAUCAACCAAAUAAGAGACUAUUUCAAACACUUGAGAAUGAUGAAGAACAAGAUACUCUUCCCUCUCUAGACAAGCCUGGCUGGUAUUCCCAAGGAAAUUCUGACCAUUUGUAUGAAUUUCUCAAGAAAAUGACUGGCAAAGAACAACCCAAGGUUGUUUAUUUUGGUGACAGCAUUCAUUCAGAUAUUUUCCCAGCCUAUCACUAUAGUAACUGGGAGACAGUCCUCAUCUUAGAAGAGCUCAGAGAGAAUGAAGGCAUGGCAUCUGAAAAAAAUGAAUCUGAACCCUUGGAGAAGAAAGGAAAGUAUGAGGGACAGCUGAAAAAGCCUUUAAAUUCAUUUUCUAAAAAAUGGGGUUCCCUCUUUGUUGAUGACCAUCUGGAACUGGAAAACGUUGAGACUUCAUUGAUAAUCUCAUGGCUUUGUCAUCGAAUUCAUAAAAGCAGCACAAUUGUUAUUCCAAGUCUGGAAGCUAUAGCAGAUUUACCCUUGGACUACAAAUUUACCAGAUUUUCUGAUAAUUCAAAAACUGGUGGUUAUUAUCCCAAACCCCCAUUGGCCUUAUUAUCAAAUGAAGAGUCAUUGACUACAAAAUAACUUUUCCAUUUUUCCUGAAAAAAUGAUAGAAAAUCAGUGCUAUCUGAAUGGUAACUUGUGAUGAAAAACACCUAGCACUUGAUGUAAGUUUUAUCUAUAGCUAAAUACAAAGAGCCAUCAUUUGUUCUUGGAACUCCUUUUUGUAUUGCCUAUGUUGGCUUGAAAACGUUCAUUGCAUUAAUUAUUUUUUCAUUUGUAUUAACUAUUUUACCUGAUGGUAUUGUUCUGUCUCAAAUUCAAUUGCUUUAAAUUAUUUUACUAUUAAUUCUACAAUCAAGAUACUUGUGUCCUAUGUUCUGUUGAUACUUUAUUUCAUAACAAUUGUUCUUUGUUACAAGAUUAUUAGACCAGAACCAAGAACUUAAAUGGGAAUUUGCAUUUUAUUUCCUGAUUGCUGCUUACACAGCAUGUUAAUUCUUGCCCAUCAAAGACAAGGAUCUAGUGCUCAGGUUGAAAAAUAUUGGCAGCUUACAUUGAUCUGCUAAAGUUAUAGCAAGGAGUUUAGAGUCAGAGAAGUCAUACAGUGAAAACAAUUAAAAGAUGAGUAUCUUUUUAGUUAAACAAAAUAUUCAAACCUCAAGCACACUUAGGACAGGGGAAGAAAUGUAACUCAGGGCUGUUAUAGAAUUUUAACAGCUUUCAUCUAAGAAUUAUUUGCUCAGUUUAUUAGAAGCUCACUUUGAUAGUUAUAGCUAUAGAAUGAUAUUUUCACACCUGCAUCUCAGUGGAAAAGUUUCACAAUUAUUGACCAUCACAAGGAAAACCAAAAAUAUAUUUUCAGUUUUACUAAACAAUGUCAGAUAGAACAUAAGAUAACUUAGAGGAAACAAGUUAUAUUUCCGAUAUGAACUUAGCCAUAUAAUCAAGCAAAGAAUGUUUCUUCUCUGUACCUCCUUCAAGCCUUUAAUUUCCCCCAAAAAAAAUAAAGGUUUUCUUUUU
This is a messenger RNA of Sarcophilus harrisii (Tasmanian devil), 2458 nucleotides long. It is a transcript of the gene NT5DC1, whose product is annotated as 5'-nucleotidase domain containing 1. The coding region runs from base 161 to 1519 and encodes 452 amino acids. Gene Ontology annotation, molecular function: 5'-nucleotidase activity. The record is from RefSeq and is a predicted model, not a curated record. Lineage: Eukaryota; Metazoa; Chordata; Mammalia; Dasyuromorphia; Dasyuridae. The transcript is spliced from 12 exons.